Molecule: messenger RNA, 2418 nt
Organism: Colletotrichum higginsianum IMI 349063
Lineage: Eukaryota; Fungi; Ascomycota; Sordariomycetes; Glomerellales; Glomerellaceae
Product: Capsule biosynthesis phosphatase
Exons: 4
Coding region: 1-2418 (805 amino acids)
Biological process (GO): biosynthetic process
Source: RefSeq, a predicted model, not a curated record
AUGGCUCCCCUGACAAAAGCAGCUGCCAACGGCGUUGCUGCUGCCUCCGCCGCCAAUGGCGAAGUCAAUUAUGAGCCCAUCAAUGUCAUUAUUCCUAUCGGCGGCAUUGGCUCCCGCUUCGCAAAGGAAGGCUACCGCUACCCGAAGCCCCUCAUCAACAUCGUCGGCCGGCCCAUGCUGCUGUGGCUCAUUGACAACCUGAGCCUCAAGCCCGGCGACACCCUGUGGAUGGCCAUCAACGAAGAGGUCGACGACGAGUUUAGAAUCGGCCAGCUCGUGAGCAAGACCUUCUCCAAGAUCGACUUCAGGCUGCUGCGCUUGCGCCAUCAGACCAAGGGUGCCAGCGAGACGCUCUACAUCGUCACACAGAGCAUGACCAAGAAGCAUCUCGAGCGCAAGACGGUUUCCCUUGACUGCGACACCAUCUACUGGGCCGAUGUCCUCCAGGACAUUCGCAACAUGCCCAAGGGCCAUGGCGGCUGCUUCUACUUCCCCGAUGUCGGCGACAAGCCCAUUUUCUCAUACAUCAAGACGGAGCCUACCAAGGACGGCUUGGAGCGCAUCGUCGAUAUCCAGGAGAAGAAGGCUAUUUCCAACAAGGCGAACACGGGCGCAUACGUCUUCCCCUCUGCCGGUCAGCUCAAGUCGUGGGCGGCUGAGAACCUCGACAUGAAGAGACCCGACGGCUCCGAGGUGGGCGAGUACUACACCUCGCAGAUGAUCGCUCUCAUGAUCCAGAACGGUGUCCCCUACCUGGGCAUGCCCGUUAGCACCAAGGAUUUCAGCGUUGUCGGCACGCCAGAGCAGCUCAAGGACCUCUUGAAGCUGCUGAAGACAGACACAUCGAACCUUCCCAUCAAGCUGAAGAAACGCCGCUUCUGCUUCGACCUCGACAUGACCUUGGUCGGCGUCCCCGCCGUGGCCGGGGACUACUCCACCUGCCCUCCCAUUGAGAAGAACAUCCGUCUUGUGCAGCAGCUGUACAACGCAGGCCACUACAUUAUCAUUCAAACGGCCCGUCGCAUGCGGACACAUCACGGAAACCUGGGUUCCGUCCUUGCGGAUGUUGGCCCUGUCACAUUUGCCCAGUUGGCCAAGUACGAAAUUCCUUAUCACGACAUCCACUUCGGCAAGCCUUAUGCCGACGUCUACGUUGAUGAUCUGGCAGUCAAUGCCAACUUGGAUACCAUGCGUGAAAUUGGCUGGCUUCUGGACGAGCACGACCCCGCCGCACUGAUUGGGCCCGAUGCCGGAACUGCAGAGGAGGCGAAGAAGGCCGGCAUGAUCGCUGCGCGCGACUUCAACACCAUCCAGAUCAUCGGCGACAAGGUGAUCAAGUCGAGCAAGUCGGAGAACAUCCUCGGCGAGCUCUUCUUCUACUCCCACAUGCCCGCCGAGAUCGCUCACAUCUUCCCCACCGUUUACAACGUCGACUACAUCCCCGACACGACCACGUACAACAUCACCAUGGAGAACCGCCGUGGCUUGACCUUCUCCCACCUUCUGGUCGGUCGCUCGAUUACAAAGGGCCGCCUCAUCUCCUUGUUGAAGGCUCUCCACUCUGUUCACACUACGGCCAGCACCGACAAGGCUACCCUCAACAUCCCCAGCGCUCUGGAGAAGAAGUUUGAGGAGCACUCCCUGGCGCGGGCGAACCACCGUGUCAACAUUUACGCAAACUACGGCUCGAAGCUCCGCUCUCGGUACUACCAGCACCAGGAGAAAUACGAUGCUCUCGGUCCCCUUGCCGCGUCCCUAUUCGCCCGUAUCAACGAGUUCCUCGACACGUACGAGGCUGAGGAGAAGGGCGUGCACGCUCAGGUUAUCCACGGUGACCCCGUCUUCAGUAACGCCAUUCUCUCCAAGGACGAGAAGCUCGUCAGCUUCAUCGACGUGCGCUGCCAGCUCGAGAACACUCUGACCCCCGAGGGUGACAUCCACUACGAUCUCGGCAAGGUUUUGCAGUCCCUCUGCGGCUACGAUCACAUUCUCUUCAUGAGCGCUAACAAUCACGACCUGCGCGGCGCCCUGGACGUUGACCAACCCCUUCUCGAUGAGGCCGACUCGGACCUCCUUGAGAAUCUGCAGGAGUACUUCUUCACCUUCCUCGAGGAGACGUAUUCUGUGCGCCUGCACCGCAAGACUCUCUUCCGCAUCACUGCCUCCCUCUUCUUUAGUCUCAUUCCUCUACACCGGCCGGAGCUGGGCGCCGUAUUCCUGCGCAUGUGCAAGGAGACUCUCGACAAGGCGAGCAACAUCAACUACGGCCCCGGUGCGCGCUCUACGGCAGGCGUCACGCUCAGCCGGCGGGCGAGCUCCAACUUUGGCUCCGAUGAGAAGGCCCGCGAGAUGCCUAUCGUUUCCGGCAAGGGGGAGAAUCUGUCCAUCCCCAACGUCGUGGUCACGACGAAGCAGUAG